CAUUCAUGCAUGGGAGAACCAUGCAGAGAAGCUGACACGUGGUAGCCAAGGCAUGCAACAAAGAGCCACGUGGAUGCACAGGCUGGUAAAAGAUUAGUAAUCAGGACAAUAGAGCAUGAUUUGCAGCCAUUCAGUGCGUGCAGUUCGUGGCAUUGGACGUGCUUCAUCACUCCCUUGUUCUCCUCCUAUCUUUCACAGAAUCACUGUUCUUAGUUUUCAAGUCAAAAGCAACUCCAAAGAUCAGGAUCAAGAUCAAAAUAUGGAACCCAAGAACCAACAACAACCCUACAGGGAUGUAAUGUAUGAUUCAUUUGGGGAUGGGUAUGGCACAAGGUCUGAUGAAGAAGGAUUUGGUGGUAUUUAUGGAAGAAAUCAAGAAUUAUCAAAAGAGAAUGAACCCAAACCAAAGCAUAGUGAAAAUCAUGAAUAUGAUACAUCCCAAGGAAGUGAAGUCAAAGAAAAGGAGAAAGCUAGGCAUCAACCACAUGUGAAAUCAGAAUAAACUCCUUUUUAUUUUCAAGCUUGAAAUGAGAGGUUCAGUUGUAGUGUUUGUUGUUUUGCUUUUUAUUUUUUUUCUUUAUUGUGUUGUGGAGGAGACUAGAAGUUUGUAAUUUAUGGGGUCACCUUUCCCCACUUACAAUAAAAUUCCAGUAAGAACUAGGGUUCUAUCUAUGAAUUCUAAAGCAACCUUUUCCAUUAUUAAUGCAGAAUAUUGUGAAAUUAGUUUGA
This is a messenger RNA of Dioscorea cayenensis subsp. rotundata (Guinea yam), 729 nucleotides long. RefSeq lists its product as uncharacterized. Bases 116 to 502 code for a protein of 128 amino acids. The transcript is spliced from 4 exons. Lineage: Eukaryota; Viridiplantae; Streptophyta; Magnoliopsida; Dioscoreales; Dioscoreaceae. The record is from RefSeq and is a predicted model, not a curated record.